AUGUAUUCAAAUAAUGAAAAAUAUGAAUAUUUUAUUGUUAUCAUUGUAUUUAAAUAUUAUUUACUCUAUUCUAUUAUUAUAUCUCUUUGUUUAUUUUAUUCUAUUAUUAUUAUUUGUUUCUUCUUUUAUUCUCUUCUUUCUUUAUUAUCAUUUUCUUCAUUUAUCAUAUCAAAUAUUCUACAUAACAAACAUCUAACAUCAAAUAUUUUGUUUAUGAACAGUUGUUAUUGUAAUAACAAAUAUACAUUUCAAAAUAUUCACAAUAAACAGAUUAACAACAUGAAUUUGAUAUUAUUCUUUAUUUGUUAUUAUUCUUAUUCAUUUUCAUAUUAUUGA
Molecule: messenger RNA, 336 nt
Organism: Entamoeba dispar SAW760
Lineage: Eukaryota; Evosea; Mastigamoebida; Endamoebidae
Exons: 2
Coding region: 1-336 (111 amino acids)
Source: RefSeq, a predicted model, not a curated record